CCCUCGGGGAGGGCGGCGAGGCCUGUGGGUGCCCCAGGGCUGGCGCCGGACUGUUGCGGCCUUCGCUCCAUCCCCUGUGCAGCCGAGGCCGGUCCCCUCGGGGCUGCUGGCGCCUCAGCCCCGCGCAGGGCAGCCCGCGGUGUUCCCCACGGGGAAAGGCCAGGCCGCCGGGCUGCGCUGAGGGAGCGGGGCCGGGCAGCGCUGCCCGGCCGCGGCCGUGACCCGCCACGGCCGCCUGAGGGGACGGAGCGGCGCCGCCGCCCACCGCCAGGGGGCGCCGCCGCCCGCCCCUCGGCGGACCACACGUCCCAGCGGGCAGCGCGGCAGCCGCGUGACGGGCGGAGGCGGGGCGCUAGCGGAAGCCAGCGGAGCCGCAGGUCGGGGGUACCGGAGCCCGAGGGCGCAGGCGCAGCCAUGGUGUCCGGCAAGCAGCUGGCCGACUUCGGGUACAAGGCCUUCUCCGGCUCCAUGGCGCUGCUGACGGUGUACGGCGGGUACCUGUGCGGGACCCGGGCCUACCGCCUCCUCCAGCGCCGCCGGGAGCGGCAGGCCGCCGCCGGCCCCGAGAGCUGAGGGCGGCCCGGGGCCCGGCCCCACCUUUCCCGGCUGGAGCGGGGGCGGGAAGCGGCCCCACGGGGGGUCCCCGGGCGGGGGGCGGAGACGGAGCUCAAUAAAAACGUGUGAAAACGGUCAA
Molecule: messenger RNA, 694 nt
Organism: Chroicocephalus ridibundus (black-headed gull)
Lineage: Eukaryota; Metazoa; Chordata; Aves; Charadriiformes; Laridae
Product: cytochrome c oxidase assembly protein COX14 homolog
Exons: 2
Coding region: 415-573 (52 amino acids)
Biological process (GO): mitochondrial respiratory chain complex IV assembly
Cellular component (GO): mitochondrion
Source: RefSeq, a predicted model, not a curated record